AGAAGACGAAGAAAGGAGGGGGCAGCAGGAGGCUGGUGACAGCUGAAGUAAACCGCUCCCCCAACAGCAGUCAGUAAACUGGAUGAAACGGUUACGAUACCGGACAGGAGGUUGAUGGACAUGGAGUAGUACAUUUCUCGAUUCACGGAACGCACCUUUAUUAACAACGCUGAAUCCCAAACACUUAUCGCUCAGUUUGCGGUACCCAGGUGUCGCCGUCCCAGGUCAUGUUACGGUUUGCUGCAAACUAAGUGAACGGCACUGUUGCUUCGAGUUUAGCAUAUGUACCGUUAACGCUGGGUGUUAGCGAGGUAACAUCGGUGUUUACGGUGGCGUCGAGUCGCACGUUUGCUGAAGCCUGUCACGCUCUCGACACAAGACCAGGUGGUGGAGAGUUCGGUAAAGAUGGGCGACAUCGACCCAUCGACAUCUCACGCUUUUCAGUCGGAGGAUUUCAGUCCACCAUACAGGAGGAGGAGGACGGUGGAGGAUUUUAACAAAUUUUGCACUUUUGUCUUGGCUUACGCCGGUUACAUCCCAUACCCCCAGGAGGACUCUCCACUGCGCAGCAGUUCCAGUCCCCCCAACAGUACAGGCAGCACAGCUGACAGUGAUGGCUGGACCCCUGGACCAUCACCCUCGUGCCCUCAGCGCCCCCCAAAGGUCCCUCAAGACAGGAACAGGAAGCGUCCACAGCCAGGAGCCACUCUGUCCAGUCAUGCCAAGAAAGAUCAAAAGCUCACUACCCUCCACCCAGAUGACCGCAGGAAAGCUGACAAGCUGAAGAAGAAGAAGAGGAGGAAGGAGAGGGAGCAUCAAGUGUGUGAGGAAAAUGAGGCUCAGCUGGCCCACUCGACACCUACAGAUGCAGAGAUGCGGGUCCCUGUGUCCUUUGGGGGCCGAACGAUCAAAGAAGAGCCUGAAGACGAUUUCAGCAUUCCACUUCACCCUCAGAGUCUGCCUAGCCCUGUGCUCUGCAAGGAGGAGCCCAAGGAUGACCGUCGAUCCUGGGACGGUCGAGAUCUUGAAGAAGGAGUUGUAAAGGUACAGAAGGUGGAGGGCUUAGCAGGAAGCAGAACCGUGUUCCGCCAGGGGAAACAGGUGGUGUUCAGGGACGAAGAUGGAUCGGGAGAGGACGAGGAUAUCAUGGUAGACUCAGACGACGACUCGUGGGACCUGGUCACAUGUUUCUGCAUGAAGCCUUUUGCAGGUCGGGCCAUGAUAGAGUGCAACAAGUGUAACACCUGGAUCCACCUCUCUUGUGCGAAGAUCCGCAAGAGCCACGUGCCAGAGUCAUACAUCUGCCAGAGCUGCCGGGAUUUGCACGGAGUCCCGGACGCCCGCCGCUCCCACCGCUCACGCAUAGGCCCGCGCAAACACCUGCUGGAUUGACCUCGAGCCGCAUCCUGAACUUUGAACACUUCCUCUUCUGCGUCUCCUCCGCCGUUUGGACUGAUCCUUCCUCUGUAUCAGGUCCUGGACCUCUCAGUCUCUCUGUCCCUCGUGUUCAGCCACUUUCUAUAUACACUUUUGUGGACCUAUCCCAAGCCCUUAGUCCGUUUGAAAACAGAAUAGAAUUACUAAGGUGUGUUUCUGCUUCCCUACAGACUCUGCGUAAGGCAAUCACUGAAUGGAAGUCUGUCUGUAGAUGACGUUAGCAUAGCAGCAAACUGCUACUGUUGGAAUAUGGUGUCUUUUGAACACUGGAAACAAUUGAACUGCCAUAGAGAGAGGGAGAGUAGAGAGAAUAUCCUCACAACUGCCACCCACUCUGGUGCAUGCUGGGUUCUGUGGGAAAGACUGUUUGCACUUUUUUCUCACUUUUUUUCUUAGUUUUAAAAUCCAUCUGACAGGUUUGUCCUUUCUGAUGAAACUGGAACUCGACGUCUCUUACGAUGCCUCUUUUAAUGUUACACAGUUCACCCUUCAAACGGAUGAGAUGGCAAGUUAAGUCUUGUGUAAAAUGCUUCAGAUGGUGCUAUAGUAUUAAGCUGAGGUAUAAUCCAAUAGAACAAAGGUGUAGGAUAAGAGACAAGAGGCUGUAUCUGCUUAAACUCUUUAUGUUGUGUUAUUUAAGUCACUGUGAAAGAGACAUCGUUGAGGUUCUAAAGCCCAUAUGACCCAACUAAACGCCUGUUUCUUUUCUUUCACAAGUCGUCUUCCAGCCUCGGCUACUUGUCGGAAUCAAAAAGCUACUCUGCCAUAUGUGGAGGUUCCUCAUGCUGUUUUCCCCAAAAAUGUUAAAAUGAUGUUCCUUAUGUUAUUUUAUAGUUAAAAAAAACACAUAAUGUUCGAGAUUUAUCCAAAAUAUUCAGUGAAAGUGUUCAGCUCAUGUUAAAGCUGUACUAUUCACAAAUACAGGUUUUUUUUGUGGUUUUUUCUAAAGCUACUUUAGUUUGCAGAUGUUUCACGCACAAGACAAGGUUUUCAGAGACAAAUAUUUAUAAAAGGGAACUCCUGUCGCCGUCCUGUUGGCAGAGAAAAGCUAUCUAAACUGGAACAGUAGUGAGAAGAGUGAUAAGAUAAGAGUCCAGUUGAAAUUAUGCAUGUGAGUGUGUUUGUCUGAAUGGUUAACACUGUGACGGUGUUGCAUGUGCUACUAUGACUCAUCUCAGCUAAGCCCUGAGGUUUGCGUUUGUCUGUUAAGGGUCAGAUCAGAAGAACAGACCUUGGUCUCUUUACAACUCUCGCUCAACUUUUCACUGCAGUAUUCAGUUACUUCCAUGUGCAGCAAGUUUAGUGGGAACAAAAUGUUAGUUUUUCCUUUUAGGACAUUGUCUUCCGUAAACUUGCUGCAGCCUGGAGGAAAAUUUAAAGCUUUGUUCUACAUGUGCCAUCUGCUGUUAGGCUAGGUAUUGUUACUAAUUAUAUAAAAGCCAUACUGAAAAGUGACAGAUUUUAGACUCAGAACCUUGGAUAUUAGUCCAGGACGGGUUUUUUUUACAAUGCAGAAUCAAUGACUCGACCAAGGAACGAUUAACACUCCGAAUGAACGCUUGGCUUGUAAGAACUAAAGUGGUUAAUUCUAUCGUCUGCUGGUUUCUGCAAAUGUUGGUUAACUGGUUUGUGCCCAGCAAUCACCUCUGUGUUUACGACCUUUCUCAGGACAUUCAUGUCUUGAUGCGAAUCUUAAAAACACCUUCAGGCACAGGAUCCCUGACAUUAAUCUGCAUCAUAAAGACAUUGGAUUUAAUAAUGUCAACAGUGCUCAUUGUGAUCUUGCUCCUUGAUUCCAAUCCUGGCUUUUCUUAUCCACUUAUUGAGAAAGCGUUGUCUGUACUGUGGUGCAAACUGUUUCUGUGAAACUAUUGUAAACUAUUGUAAAUAAAGAGUUACCAUUUUAA
This is a messenger RNA of Solea senegalensis (Senegalese sole), 3344 nucleotides long. RefSeq names its product PHD finger protein 13 (gene phf13). Gene Ontology annotation, molecular function: chromatin binding. Gene Ontology annotation, biological process: mitotic chromosome condensation. The transcript is spliced from 5 exons. The record is from RefSeq and is a predicted model, not a curated record. NCBI's taxonomy places the organism in Eukaryota, Metazoa, Chordata, Actinopteri, Pleuronectiformes, Soleidae. The coding region runs from base 406 to 1392 and encodes 328 amino acids.